UGCCGCCUCGCCUCGCCCUGCUGCGAUCCCAGCCGCCUGCAGCCGCGCCCUGAGCACCGACAAGGGCGCCGUUUCCGAGAGGCAUCUGCGGCUCGAGCCUCUCCCGAAGCGCUGCUGAGCGCCCCGAACCACCUGGCACCGCCUGUGUCCGUCCAUUGCUCUGCCUGUUGUCCCUGGGCCUUGCCGGUUCCUUUGUGUCCUUGCCCGCGGCCUCUUUGUCGCUGCAGCCCGCAGCUCGUGCGGCACCGCUCGCGGCAUCAUAUUUCGUCGUUGUCGUUGUCGUCGUCGUUGGUUACCGCCUGUCCUGUCGCGCGCUGCCCGUCGCUCGUUGCCGCUCGCAACAUCUCUUGGGUCGCGCUCCGCCGCUCACUCGUGCCUGCGGCAUGAUCACGCCCAAGCACGAUGGAAGCGGCGCGGAAGACGAUCAAGGAGCUCGGCCAGCGCAUCCUGCCAGAACGACCCCAUCACCUAGCCUUCCACCCCGAAUGGCGCUUUCGCCCCGGCCCCGGUGACGGCAAUGCCUUUGAGGAAUGGAACCAUCCCCGCCUGCAGUACCUGACGCUGCUGUCCGAUUCCGAUCGCGGCAUCCUCUUGACAAAGUCCGACUAUGACAUGCGGGAGGAGCCCGCCAAGCCGCUGCCACGCGAGGUCAACGCGCUGGCCAAGGGCGGCGAGAAGAAGAAGCUGUCGCUGAGCGACUACAAGAACAAGAAAACGGGCGCCACGUCGUCCACGUCGCCCCCCGAGCCCUCAAUCGCCAGGAAGAAGGAGAGCGAACGCGCCGGCGAGCUGGCCGCCACCAACAGCAACAACAGCAACACCACCACCCGACUGGCUCGCGAACCAGCCGCCGACAUGAGAUUACCUCUUAAACCUCCCACCAAACACCCACUGCCGCCCCGACCCCCCUCUCCCGUCCCCAAGAAACGCGUGGCAGACCUGGACGACGACUCGCGACCGCACAAGCGCUCCAGACCCGAAGGCGGCAAGUAUGCCGAUGACCGAGCAUCGCUCUCCCGCGAUGACGCGCAGAGGCGCAAGGAUAGAGCCCCCGCGAUGGCCUCGAGGGAUGCGCCUCAACACAGGGAUGACAGGCCACCCGCCCCAGUCGCCAAUUCCUCCUCGCUCCCCAACGGCAGAGCCCUUCUCAAAAGCGCCAUGGGCUCCAGUCGCAACAACACCUCGCCCGCGCAUCGUCCACGAGGCGACUCCAUGAAUGGUGUUCGACCUCCCGGCUCGGGAAGCAACCGGGUCACGCCCACAAAGUCCGAGGCGCAAAAGGCCAGCGUGCCGCCUCUGCUAUCCCCCCUCCACCUUACCUUUGAUGACCGCGAUGCCGAAGAAAGAUCGCUGGCGAAACAAAACAAGAAGAGAUCCCUCGAAGAGUCACAGGCCCAGCCCAAGUCGCCGAGCCGCCAGCAUAAAAAAUCUGAGUCCACAUCAGAGCUCAAGAGACCACAGUCGCCCUUGCGGCUCCCACCGCUGCUCUCGCCCACUUUGCCGCCGGUCGUGGAAGCUGCUCUGCAGCUGAGGAAGAAGAAGUCCUUGGAGCUCGCGGAAGGCAAACCCGCCAAGAGCAAAGACGACAAAGAGAAAGAGCCGCCAUCAAAGAAGAAGAGGCCCGCAGCGAACGACUUGUCGGACGCCGACGAUGACGACGAGCCCCUUUUUCAACGGCCGCGCAAAUCACUCGUCGUCACGCUCAAGGUGCCCAAGAAGCUGCGACGCGACUUCAAACGCAUCCUGGCCCUGUCGUCUUCAACCGCUGCCCGGAAGGAGCUGCAGGCCCAGAACCAGGAACGCUCCGCUCCGCCUGAGGACUCUUUCCAGCCUCCACCCGCGAGGAAACGGCCCGUUGCUCCUGGUGACGCGUCAGGUACAAGAGAGACUUCCACCUCGCAGAAGAAGCCCAGGGUUCCCGACAUUCCCAGCUCGUCCCGUUUGCCCGCCCCGACUACACCAUCCAAGAGAGGAGCUACCUCCAUGUCCCGCGUCAGCUCGAGCAACUCGCUGGCCCAAACUCCCGGAGACAACACCGUCAACGCGACUCCAUCCGCUCCGGCCUCUUCUGACCGCCGGGUCAAUGGUCAGGCCAUGAAUCACCCCGAAUCCGUCGAGGCCAGGGCCAUGAGGGACAAAGAAGCUCGUCUCUCUACUCUUGGACGCCGCCUUAAGCACGAGGCAGACACGGCAAUGAGAGGUGGUGCCGGUGGCAACGAGCCCGAUCUCAAGAGGGGCUAUGCCAUCAGCGUAGAGAGUCUGCUGGCGUUUAUGGCCGGCUUUCAGGCACAAAAUAUGUAUCGCGGGUUGUGCAAUAAGAGGAGUGACCCGUCAGGAUGGUCCAGCCUGUUCCCCUUGCUCGAAUUCAUCGAGGGCCAGAUGAAGAGACAGGAGGCCCACACCCGCCGAUUCCUCCCCCUCUUUGUGCUGGUCCUCAACAUACACCUGCUCGCCAUCACGGAGCUGAUUCGGUGCCAUGUGACGGUCGAGAACGCGGCCGUCACGGUGACAGAUUUCACCCGGCUAGAGCGGAUGCGGUUCCGGCUCUGGUCACAGCUCUCCGAGGCCCUCAACAACAUUGAGGAUCCUGCCUUGCGGCUCGAGAUACCACAGUACCAACCGCUCGACGAUGGGCUGUCGGCGAUCCAUCGCAUGCUCAUUGACUGGUGUCACCAUGAAGACGUCGAUUGGACUCCUGACGCUAAGCUCGAAGAGUCUCUUGUCUCUCGAGGCUAA
This is a messenger RNA of Trichoderma reesei QM6a, 2736 nucleotides long. RefSeq lists its product as uncharacterized. Bases 403 to 2736 code for a protein of 777 amino acids. The transcript has 3 exons. The record is from RefSeq and is a predicted model, not a curated record. Lineage: Eukaryota; Fungi; Ascomycota; Sordariomycetes; Hypocreales; Hypocreaceae.